This is a messenger RNA of Nomia melanderi (Alkali bee), 1192 nucleotides long. Its product is annotated as protein BCCIP homolog. The record is from RefSeq and is a predicted model, not a curated record. Gene Ontology annotation, cellular component: nucleus. NCBI's taxonomy places the organism in Eukaryota, Metazoa, Arthropoda, Insecta, Hymenoptera, Halictidae.
CCAACGAAUGUGAUUGCGAGUCACGUGGUCAGAAUCCGGCUGAACCGUCAUUUCGUGACAAUGGCUGCUCCGGUGAAAAAGCGAGAUAUUCAACGAAAUACCGAGGAUAGGAGUAGCGACGACGAUGAUCUGAAUUCAUCUAAUAGCGAAGAUGUUGAGCAAGAUGCGGUAGGCGAACAGGGAAUGGAAAUACAAGUUGACUUUGAAGGGAGAAAUCCAUUAGACCCAGACUACCAUGGAAUUAAGACACUUUUACAACAGUUAUUUUUGAAAGCACAUAUUGACUUAGGUGGUCUCACUGACUUAAUUAUUUCUCAAAACUAUGUGGGCUCAGUUGUUAAACAGUCAGAUGAUAUAGAAGAUUCAGAUGACGAAGAAAACGACAUUAAUGAUGUAUUUGGUGUUACUACAGUAAUUAAUUUAUCCAGUGGACAGAAUCACCUUUGUAUCCAGCAACUCAGAGAACUAUUAACACAAUUAGCCAAUGAACAUGCAACAGAUGCAACUAAUGCAAUGAUAAAACAAGUUCUUGAGAAUGACUCCGAUGCCUUAGGCCUAUUAAUUAAUGAAAGAUUUGUGAACAUUCCAGCACAAAUAUCCGUACCACUUUUAGAAAACUUGACUUCUGAAAUAAAAAGGGCGGCCAGCAAGAAGAUGCCAUUCAACUUUUCCUAUUAUGUACUGAUUUGCAAAUUGUAUAAAACGGAAGACCAAAAGGUCGGGAAGAAAUCAAAAAACAAGAAAAAGGUCAACGCGGAAGAACCGACGAUUCUCUGGAGUAAUCCGGAGGAAGAAAUUUUCGCUGAAGAAGCGACAUUUAGCUUUGAAUUCUCCGUUGAGAAGGAAUCAGACAGUGGUCUAUCUGGCACAUGGACUGAAACAGAUAACGAAAUGGUUCCUUACAGGAGGGUCCUCCUGUUCGAAGCAACCAAAUUACAGCAAAUUAUUGAUAAAAUAAAAGUUCAUGUGUCCUUCUUGUAAAAUAAAACUAUAACGUUAAUCCAAAGGACUAACAAAGAUUCCUGUACUCCUCAAAGAUAAGAAAAGUCCUUCCUUUGUCACUUUAAAGGAAGGCGGACGCUUCUCAAAAAUAACAUCUUUGAUAUCUUUUGUACAAUGAACUGUACCGUAUAUAUACAGUACAUGUAACCAGCUUUUUAUAAUACACCUUUUUUCAUAAUGCUUACUGCAA